UCAUGUCGCCGAAGAACUCUAUUAGCUCUUCUUCGCAAUGGGGAAUCGAGACAGACCCGAGGUCCGGAGCAUACAAGGCAUCAAGCCCCAACAUCAAGGGUCGAGAAGUGAAUGGCGUAGAACAAGACGUUGAUCACACCGAGCGCAGUCAGGAGAGCAUCGAGGCUAUUACAUCUUCAAGGCCGAAACACGGUCCACUGAUCCAUUUACCUAUUGCGACUUUGAACAGUAAUGAUAGAGGAAGCCCUGAUACAACAUACUGGAAUAAUAUCUACUCUCUUGAUGAGGAUGCAGCGUCUCAUACCUCAUCCAUGACAGCACACCAGGAAUCAGACCCCUCAAAGACCACAGCCCAAAGGAGGAGAUCGAUAGGAAAUGAUUCCGAUGAUUCUCAAGAAAGCUGCGUAAUGUGCAGGGAGAACAACGAACGUCGCAGAAAUCAAAGGUUCGCUUCUGGUCUACCAAACGCCCACGAAGCAUCAAGGACCCAACUCAAAGACGAUGGUGUAACGGACGUCUCCGUGGACGAUAUUGCCCCUCCUUUGUCACCCACAUCAUACGAUGCCUUACUGGAAAGUUACAGAGGCACCAUAGUCAUCCAGGUAAACCUGAUCCGUGAUCUCCACAAAUCGCUUGACAAAUACCGCGAGCGGGUCUCCGACCUCGAGCAACAUGCAAUUCCAAGAUAUUUAGAGUGGGCCGAGAACUCACGGGUUUCGAAUGAGCGUUUGAGCAAAGAUAUUGUAGACCUGAGAGAUAAGAAUGCACGGCUGAGGGCUGCCCUUGUCUUCAGUAAUCAGGUGAUCGCUGGCUGCGUGAAAAGAGAAUGGGCGAUUUGGAAGAGUGCUCAGAAAUUGAUGCAGCCAGAGGAGAGAAAGGGGCUGAAGGAUCUGGCGAGACGUGUCUUUCGACGACCAGAUAGGCGCGGCACAAACCACUCUCAGCAGAGAGCCGAGAUGGAAUUAGACAUUGCUGGGCACCAACCAAAUAUGGCUGAAGUAGGUAGGCUUAUUGCAUCCUGCAAGCGAAGCAUUGAGAUCUUGCAGGAAGAUAUCGAUGGUAUGUUGGAGCUGGUCAAGGGCGCAAAAGGCAAUUAGCUAGGCACGGCGCAUAUGGAUGCAAGGCUCAAGCAGAGUAAACUUGUCGUCAAGGGCGUCGAAGAUACACAAUUGUAAAGUAG
Aaosphaeria arxii CBS 175.79 is the source of this 1180-nucleotide messenger RNA. RefSeq lists its product as uncharacterized. The annotation marks the transcript as partial. The record is from RefSeq and is a predicted model, not a curated record. The transcript is spliced from 2 exons. NCBI's taxonomy places the organism in Eukaryota, Fungi, Ascomycota, Dothideomycetes, Pleosporales.